Molecule: messenger RNA, 1245 nt
Organism: Pungitius pungitius (ninespine stickleback)
Lineage: Eukaryota; Metazoa; Chordata; Actinopteri; Perciformes; Gasterosteidae
Product: tissue factor-like
Exons: 7
Coding region: 226-1131 (301 amino acids)
Biological process (GO): cytokine-mediated signaling pathway; blood coagulation
Cellular component (GO): plasma membrane
Molecular function (GO): cytokine receptor activity; protein binding
Source: RefSeq, a predicted model, not a curated record
GAUCAGUAGGCAGAACGAGGCGGAACCGUGAACCGUCCCCCAGUUCCCCCAUUUGAGGCUCCCAGACUCUCUGUCCAGUUCACCGGAAAACAACCAGCUAGUCUGAGCAGCAUAAAGCCAGAGGAGCAUCUCAUCUACAGCUACUUCUGCAGGCUUAGAGGCAGCCCUGACAUCAUCCGGCAUUCAAGGAGGUUUUGAGUUGUUUCAACAUGGCAUCUUUAAAAAAUGUGCUUUACCUGGGAGUCUGUUUGUCUGCUUGGACCGUCACUACUGCAGAAAAACAAAUCCAGGAAAGAAGAUCACAAAGAUCCAAAUGAAUGUUGUGUUUCCAAAGAUGAGAACGUUUUGCCGAAAGCAGAGAACGUGCGCUGGGUGUCUGUGGACUUUAAAAUCAUCGUCACCUGGACUGUCAAGCCUUCUGCUUACAAAUACACUGUGUCGUACUAUAGUGAGGGCAUGGACUGGAAUCAGAGUCCACAAUGCUUUGCAAUGUCACAUUCAGAAUGUGAUCUGACCAACGAGCUGCGGCCCUGGGACAGGACCUACAUUGUAAAGAUCCAAACAGAGCCUGAUAUUGAUGACUAUGAUAAUAACCAUGACGUGGGGGGGUUCCCUUACACUGAAUCCACUCCCUUCAACCCCUAUAGAGACACUAACAUCAGUGCAGCGAAUUUCACCAUAAAGGCCGUGGAUGAGAGCACCGUUCUUGUCAACAUCACAGACCUUCUGAGUGCUUUUCAUGACGGCAAGAAGCAGUUCACCCUCAGAGACAUUUUCAAGAAUGACCUCAAGUAUAAGAUCAGCUACCAUCAGUUUGGAAACACAGGCAAGAGAGACAUCAUAUCUGACUCCAGUACAGCAGAGGUGUCAAAGCUGGAUGCAGGACAGAGAUACUGCUUCAUGGUGGCAGCUUUCAUCUCCUCCAGACCGAAAAGCACCCAGCGGGGAGCCUGGAGCAUCCAGCAGUGUACUCCCGAAGAGAGCAGCAUCCUGCAAGAGCUAACCCUUGGAGCGUGGGUCUGUGCAGUCUUCAUCCUGCUCACAGUCCUCGCCAUCGUCAUUACGGUGACCUUCCUCUGCUGCAGAUGCUACAGACAAAAAAACACAUCUCAGUCAUCAGCACCUGUGUAGUGUGUGUGCAUAUGUGACUGUGACUGUGUGUGUGUGAGUGUGUGAUUGUCUUACAAAGGAGCUGGUUUCUCUACUCUGGCCUUUCUGUUUGUAAUAAACCUGGUUUUACGUGGU